AUGAAGCGGUGGCGGCGGCGACGGCAGCGGCAGCAGCGCCAGCUUCCAGUCGCGCAUCAGGCACCGCGGAGCCUUUCCUUCCCGCCAGCCACUGCGCCCACUCUGCGCAGGUCCCGCCUCCCCCGCGAGGGGCGGACGAAUCGCUUCUGGGCAUCUUGCCCCGCUCCGCGGGAGACGACAGCGCCGAGCGCAGCAACGCAAGCGCUGUUGUGUGAAUUACUGCUCGGUACGUGGUGCGUGAGCCCGGCUGCUGUGAUGGUCCUUUGUGCCGGGCUGUGGGUCGCUCGCCCGGUGCCGGCGCAGGGCCAGGAGGCGCGGGGGCGGUCGGGGCCAGACUGUGAAGUAUGCACAGAAUUCUUGAACCGAUUCUACAACUCCUUGAUAGCCAAAGGAGUGAGCUUUUCUCUGGACACCAUAGAAAAAGAACUGAUCAGUUUUUGCUUGGAUGUCAAAGGAAAAGAAAGCCGCCUGUGCUAUUAUCUAGGAGCAACGAAAGAUGCCGCCACGAAAAUCCUAAGUGAAGUCACUCGCCCAAUGAGUGUGCAUAUGCCUGUAAUGAAGAUUUGUGAGAAGCUAAAGAAGACUGACGACCAGAUCUGUGAGCUGAAAUACGAAAGGAAACUGGACUUGGCGUCGGUUGACCUGCAGACGAUGAGAGUCGCGGAGCUGAAGCAGAUACUGCGCGGCUGGGGGGAAGAGUGCAGGGCCUGCGCGGAAAAAUCCGACUUGGUGAGCCUGAUCAAGGAGCUGGCGCCCAAGUACGCGGCGGCGCGCCCCAGCGAGGAGCGCUGACUCCGGGAGGGCGCGUAGGGGCCGGAGCGACCACAAGCUGCAGGCACCGGCGCUGGAGAUAAGCUGCCAUGUGGGUUGACCAGUGGAAACACUAAUACUAGUAGUUUGUUUUGUUUUUUUUUUUUCUUUGCAGUGCACCAACAUCUAAAAGUGCCUUUCGCAUACUUUUCUUGUAAGGUCUACAUGCAUUAUCAUUGCCUAGCUCUUAAAACUGGGAAAAGGUAACCCCUGAAAAAUUUAUGCGGUAAAUUGCUUCUGAAAGGGGUGAGUGCUCAGAGGCCCCUCUCCGUGCACUAACUUUUAUCAGAAUAUAUUGGAUUAGGACAACAGAAACAUUUAGCUUAUCCAACUCACGACUUCAACCCCAGAUAAUAACCUAUCAUAAGCAACGUUUUAUUACAAAGUGAAAUUUAUGUUCCGAAGCGCAAAUCGCUGGGCGGUUCUAGCUCUCUGAUAUCAGAAACGGUUGCACAGUAAGCACGCAUUUAAAUUCGUGUGUCCUAUCUGAAGAAAUCCUACUGGAAAAUCAAUUUGAACAAAAUAGAGAUAAAAAAAAUCCAUAUAAAUAUAGCCGAAGUUUUGGCAAAUCAAAUACUUGCAUUGUCUUUUUUGCUCUUCACUAUGGUUCAUUAGAGAAGCUUUUGACAGAGGAUUAAAGCAUAUUAAAGCACCUGCAAGCAACAUGGAGUGUUACGGUUCUUAAUUAUAUUUUAUCAGAUUUAAAUCAUAAAAUAUUUUUCAUUUCCAUUUUCUGACCACAUAAAAAUUAAAAACCCAGGGUAGAAGUGGAUGCUUCUGUGUGGCAGGUAGAGGUGAAGCUGACUGCCAAGUGACACAAAGGAACUUCCUAGGCCAUGGAGAGACCUUAUAUCCUGAUUAGGGUGCUGCUUACAUGGAUGAAUACAAUCGUCAAAACUCAUCCAGUUGUACACUUAAAAUCUGUGCCUUUUAUUGAAUAUAAAUUAUAUUGGGGGAAAAAAGCUGCUGUAGAAUGAUUAUUUGAGAAUUAACUAUAAUUAAUUGAUUCAGAAACAUCUUGUUGGUUUAAAGAAUUGCAUUUAUUGACUGGGAGUCUUUUGGGGAAGUAGAGAAGAAAAUUUCCAGACUGAAAGUAUACACUGAAAGUAUAAUUUUCACUUAUCAAUGAGUUUUCACAUGGGAAGUUAGGAUGUAACUGAAGUUGUCAGAGAAUUAGUGCUUUUUAAUGAGAAAUAUAUAGUAAGUAACUUAAAAAUGACAAAAAAGAUUCAGUGAAGUGAAUGGGCAGAAGUGAUUAUUGUUUGUGGAAUUUAGCGGCUUGAUCAUCAUUGUGCUGGUUUGACUCUGUUAUGAACCCCAUAAAAGGCAGUGUUAUUUAAUGCAGUCUUGUAGGGACAGACCGAUUGUGGGUGGGAUCUUUUAAUUAGGUUGUUUCCAUGGAGAUGUGAC
Messenger RNA from Choloepus didactylus (southern two-toed sloth), 2220 nucleotides. RefSeq names its product cerebral dopamine neurotrophic factor (gene CDNF). The record is from RefSeq and is a predicted model, not a curated record. The transcript has 6 exons. Gene Ontology annotation, biological process: neuron projection development; dopaminergic neuron differentiation. Lineage: Eukaryota; Metazoa; Chordata; Mammalia; Pilosa; Megalonychidae. Gene Ontology annotation, cellular component: endoplasmic reticulum. The coding region runs from base 1 to 792 and encodes 263 amino acids.